Darwinula stevensoni is the source of this 2142-nucleotide messenger RNA. Lineage: Eukaryota; Metazoa; Arthropoda; Ostracoda; Podocopida; Darwinulidae. The record is from the annotation of a GenBank genome assembly.
AUGCUGAUUGUAAUCGAUCUGAGAGAGAUUGGAUAUUUUGGCAAGAAAAUGAUAAGGAGGAAUUCUAGGGAAUUGACUUCUGAGGUACAAGUUGAAAAGCCUAAUGAUGGAUCCCAUCACACUUAUUCAUCUGCUACCCAGAAGCAGCUUCAAUUUAUAAAAGGAGCACAUAUUGAGGGGCGAGAUUUCAAUGGAAAGUGGUACCCAUGCAAGGUACUACAAAUUGAUGAGGUGAACCAGUCUGUGUUGAUCCAUUUUGAAUAUUGGUCUCAAAGAUUUGACAAGUGGAUCACCAUGAGCUCUAAAGACCUUCGUCCAUUGAGCAAGGGAGCAGCAAUGAAGUCCAGGUCCAUGUCUAGAUCCUCUGCAUCUUCCUUACCAGACACUUUAUUCAAGGUUGGAGACAAGGUUUUAGCAAAGUGGUUUGACCAAAAAGGGUAUGCAGCCAAGAUUUUGGAAGUUCUGGAAGGGGACAUGUAUCGAGUGGUCUUCUUUGAUGGAUUUCAGAAGGAAGUGCGAGGGAAAACCCUACGACCUCUCCCCAAAGAUAUGGCAAAAGUGAAAUUCUCUAAGGAACCAGUGUUGGCACCACAUCUCCCAAGUCUGUUUGCAGAGCCAGAAUCUGAGGCAUUAGACAAGGAGAGUCGACGAGAGAAGAGUCGUAAACUGGUUCUCUCUGAGGUUUUUGUGAGCAGACGUAGGUCCUUUGCCAAUACUGAUGCUGAGAGUCCUGCAGAAGCCCAUACUCCUAAUAAAGGCAAUGCUCGGCUUGUCAAGACUAUCUCAGAUCCACCAGAGAAAAGUGAGAAGAAGGAACGAUCACGGGGGAAAAGUGAAGGAACUUCUCCAGCUUCCCCAAAGCCACGUUCGAAGCAUUCUUCUGGAUCAUCCCUAAUGAGUGGGGAAUCCAUAGAAAGCAUUUCAGAUGUCCCACAUCAUCGUUCACGGACACGACGAUCUGGACGUGUCAUUGGAGGACGUGCAUUGACUUCUCGCUCAAAGUCCAUUGGGAAUGGUGACUCAGAAAACAUGUCUCUGGUACAAGAUGAUCCAGAUAAUGUGAAUGAUGCAAGUACUAUAACAGAUGCAAACCUUGCCUCAUCUUCCCCCAAUGAGGCUAAGAAGAGGUCCUAUCCAGAAGAUGAACAAGAAGAGUCCAGAAGCCCCUCAUUAAAUACUGAUACUGGAAUUGGAGAAAGAGUGGGAGAGACGAUAAAGUUGAUGGAAUUGGCAGCAGACCCUGUGCAUUUGAGUGUCAUCUUACCCAUUCCCCAACAAGAGGCCCAAAGAGGAAGUGGAGAUAUAGUGAAGAGGCGGCGUGCAGCACCUCUACCUUCUAUGCAGGAAAUGGAAGAUGCUCUCACAGAUCACAAUCCUUUCCAGUGCCCUAAGGCUGGUUGCAGCAAGGGUUUCCGUAAGGAAAAUCUGCUUCAGAUGCACAUCAAACAUUACCAUCCUGAAUAUGAGCAUAUAGUUCAUGCCCCGAGUGUGAUCGACCUAGCCCUGAAUCGAGGUGGGAGUGGGAUACCCUUGGAAGGGUCUCCUUCUUAUCUGAAGAAGAUUGCACGCCUUGAGGCAAAGAAGGCCCAGUUAAUCUCUGCCCCAACGGACAUCCCACAACCUGUAACCACAUCAAUUACUGUUUUGCCUGAAUCAAAGAAAGUGGAGGCGGUGGUGGAGGUAGCUGGGGGCCACAUGGAAUACCCACAGCCAACUGAGGUUAAUGUGUCAUCAUCUUUGGUAGAGAAAGCAGAAGGAAAGGAUGAAGAGAAGAAAGUACCCAUUAAGGAAAAUGAGGAAGGAGGGGAAGGGCAACAGGAGAUACAAGAAGAGGAGAGAUUGGAGGAUGUGUGGAAUUAUGACAUCAUCAUGUGUUCAUGUGGGAACAAUGCUGAUGAUGGUCUAAUGGUCCAGUGUGAGCGGUGCACAACUUGGCAGCAUGGAGCAUGUGUCGGCUACAAGACAUCAGGUCAAGUGCCAGAGGAGUACCUCUGUCCUAGGUGUUGCAAUCCUCUUCAUCAGAGGCAUUCAACCAAGUACUGGACACCUCAUGAGGAACUUGUCAAUUAUUUCACUGGUCACAAGCAGUUGGUCAUCAGCAGCAACAAAGUCUUUGAAACCCAGUUCUGCAGGGAUCUCUGA